Otolemur garnettii (small-eared galago) is the source of this 1390-nucleotide messenger RNA. RefSeq names its product ribitol xylosyltransferase 1 (gene RXYLT1). Bases 48 to 1379 code for a protein of 443 amino acids. The transcript has 6 exons. Gene Ontology annotation, cellular component: Golgi apparatus. Gene Ontology annotation, molecular function: ribitol beta-1,4-xylosyltransferase activity. The record is from RefSeq and is a predicted model, not a curated record. Gene Ontology annotation, biological process: protein O-linked glycosylation via mannose. Lineage: Eukaryota; Metazoa; Chordata; Mammalia; Primates; Galagidae.
GCUGCGGCAGCGGCGGUGACGGCCGCCCAGCAGGAAGUCGGAGUGGGAUGCGGCUGACGCGGAGGCGGCUGUGCUCUUCUGCCAUCGCCCUGUACUGCCUCUUCUCCCUUUACGCCGCCUACCAUGUUUUCUUUGGGCGUCGCCGCCAGGCGCCGGCCACGGUCGUCCGGGGCCUGAGGAAGGGGGCGGCCGCCGCGCGGGACCGGCACGGCCAAGAACAGCCUCCACUGGAAAUGGAAGAAUGGAAUCCUUGGGAAGGAGACGAAAAAAAUGAGCAACAACAAAGAAUUAAAAAUAGGCUUCAAAUAUUAAAUAAAUCCACAAAAGGAAAAACACACAUAAGUGUACAAAUCUGGAGCAAAGCUGCCAUUGGCUUGUAUCUCUGGGAGCAUAUUUUUGAAGGCUUACUUGAUCCCACUGAUGUGACUGCUCAGUGGAGAGAAGGCAAGUCAGUUGUAGGAAGAACACAUUACAGCUUCAUCACCGGUCCAGCUGUACUACCAGGGUACUUCACUGUGGAUGUGAACAAUGUGGUGCUUGUUUUAAAUGGAAGAGAAAAAGCAAAGAUCUUUUAUGCCACCCAGUGGUUACUUUAUGUACAAAAUUUAGUACAAAUUAAAAAACUGGAGCACCUUGCUGUUGUUUUGCUUGGAAAUGAGUAUUGCAAUAAUGAAUGGAUAAACCCUUACCUCAAAAGGAACGGGGGCUUCGUGGAGCUGCUUUUCCUCGUGUACGACAGUCCCUGGGUCAAUGACGUGGAUGUUUUCCAGUGGCCUUUAGGAGUAGCCACGUACAGGAACUUCCCUGUGGUGGAGGUGAGUUGGUCGCUGCUGCAUGAUGAGAGGCCGUAUUUAUGUAACUUCCUGGGAACCGUUUAUGAGAAUUCCUCCAGACAGGCACUAAUGGACAUUCUGAAACAAGAUGGACAUGAUAAGCUCUGUUGGGUUUCAGCAAGAGAACAGUGGCAGCCGCAGGAAACAAAUGAAAGUCUCAGGAGCUACCAGGAGGCUCUGCUGCGGAGCGACCUCACGCUGUGCCCGGCGGGCAUGAACACCGAGUGCUACCGCAUCUACGAGGCCUGCUCCUCCGGCUCAGUGCCCGUGGUGGAGGACGUGAUGACCACAGGCAGCUGCGGGAACACGUCCGUGCCCCGCCCCACCCCGCUGCGGCUGCUUAAGGCCAUGGGUGCCCCCUUCAUCUUUAUCCAGAACUGGGAGGAGCUGCCUGCUGUUUUAGAAAAAGAGAAAACUCUAAUUUUACAAGAAAAGAUUGAAAGAAGAAAAAUCUUGCUUCAGUGGUAUCAACACUUCAAGUCAGAGCUGAAAAUGAAAUUUACUAAUAUUAUAGAAAGUUCAUUUUUAACCACUAAUAAACCUUAAUUGUUAGAUUA